This is a messenger RNA of Solanum dulcamara, 775 nucleotides long. Its product is annotated as truncated transcription factor CAULIFLOWER A-like. Bases 145 to 768 code for a protein of 207 amino acids. Lineage: Eukaryota; Viridiplantae; Streptophyta; Magnoliopsida; Solanales; Solanaceae. Gene Ontology annotation, molecular function: DNA-binding transcription factor activity, RNA polymerase II-specific; RNA polymerase II cis-regulatory region sequence-specific DNA binding; protein dimerization activity. Gene Ontology annotation, biological process: positive regulation of transcription by RNA polymerase II. The transcript has 7 exons. Gene Ontology annotation, cellular component: nucleus. The record is from RefSeq and is a predicted model, not a curated record.
AUUUUGAAUAUGGAGAACCUAGGAUGGAAAUAGAAAAAAAAAAAAGUAACUGUGCAGCAAUUGUGGUUAAUGAUAAAAAUAUGAAAUUUUUGGAUAUGUACAGUAUCUGAAAAUUGUGGAUUAAGGCUUUUUUCGGGCUAAAAAAUGGGGCGAAGGAAGGUAGAAAUUAAGCGAAUCCAAGAUAAAAACUGUAGGCAAGUUGCUUUCUGUAAACGGAGAAAAGGUUUAUUGAAGAAAGCUAAAGAACUCUCCAUUCUCUGCGAUGUCGAUGUUGCUGUUCUUAUCAUCUCCCAUCGUGGCAGGCUCCAUGAAUAUUCCAGCAAUAACAGUCUGACAGAAAUACUUCAACGAUAUGAAAGCCACGUCGAGGCAGAAAAAGAGAUCUGUGCAGAAAUACAGAACACCUCACACUCUAUAUACUCAGGGUUCACAACAAUGGGAGAACUGCUACAAACAACAGAAAGGCAACUCGAGGAAACUAAUGAUGAUGAUCUUACUGUGACUGACCUUAUCCAUUUGGAGAACGAACUUCAAACUGCUCUAAUACAUGUCAGAUCUAGAAAGACACAUUUGAUGCUUGAAUCUGCUAAGGAUCUUCAUGAGAAGGAAAAAGUGCUGCAAGAGGAAAAGAAACAUUUGGAGGACAAUGUAAAUAUUAAUCUCCUCUUCAAUUCUGGUAAUCACAAAUUAGACCUGUUUCAUGUUUUUCUAUCUAACAAUAACAAUAUGCAUUAUGCCCAUACAGAUCGCUACUAUGAAGAAAAAUAGACAAGUA